AUGGUCUUCAGAGGCUUAACUCUGCAUCGCGCUAAGGGGAGCGGGCUCCCGAGUGACAGCCUGUUCCAGCCCAGCGGCAGCGCCUUACAGGACUGGCCUGACGUCAAGGGACAGUGCUUUGCCCUCCUGAGGGAAGUACUGGUGGCACAGGAGUUGCUGCUGGCCAGCCUCAGCCUUGCUGCUGUUGGUACCGAGGCCCUGGUCCUUUCUCACAACUUGUGCACAGUGUUAAAUGUUCCCCAUGACCCAGUGGCCUUGGAAGAGCACUUCAGGGAUGAUGAUGAAGGACCAGUUUCCAAUCAGGGUUACAUGCCUUAUCUAAACAAAUUCAUCUUGGAAAAGGUUCAAGGAAACUUUGACAAAGUUGAAUUCAACAGGAUGUGCUGGACUCUCUGUGCUAAAAAGAACCUCUCUAAAAGUCCCUUGCUGAUUAGUGAUGAAGAUGCAUUUAAAGUGUGGGUUAUUUUUAACUUCUUAUCAGAGGACAAAUACCCUUUAAUCAUUGUACCUGAGGAG
Molecule: messenger RNA, 516 nt
Organism: Merops nubicus (carmine bee-eater)
Lineage: Eukaryota; Metazoa; Chordata; Aves; Coraciiformes; Meropidae
Product: switch-associated protein 70-like
Exons: 3
Cellular component (GO): nucleus; cytoplasm
Source: RefSeq, a predicted model, not a curated record